Messenger RNA from Gopherus evgoodei (Goodes thornscrub tortoise), 1245 nucleotides. RefSeq names its product triggering receptor expressed on myeloid cells 2-like. The coding region runs from base 564 to 1190 and encodes 208 amino acids. Gene Ontology annotation, molecular function: signaling receptor activity. The transcript is spliced from 5 exons. The record is from RefSeq and is a predicted model, not a curated record. Gene Ontology annotation, cellular component: cell surface. Lineage: Eukaryota; Metazoa; Chordata; Testudines; Testudinidae.
CUGCCUUAUGUGAUAAGCUUUUCUGUAGUUUCUUUCCAGUUGUGUCACUAAAGGACGAGCAAAGAGUCUGAAUACAAUCUUAGGGUUCUCUGUGGAGAUCUCCAGGGCUGUAUCUCAGCCCCUCUAUUCCACCUUUCAAGAUGUCUGGGUGAUCUGCCUGGCAAAGCCCACCCUGAGAUAGUCAUGACAUGAUCUCCAUCCAUACACGGGAAGUUCACAUCAUGCAAAAGCUUGUCUAGAAAGCCUAUUGAGAAUGAAAAGCACCAUCCCUUGGUCUCAGAACGCCUCUGCAUCGCAUGGUUUCCUCAUCACAUGAUAACUCUUCUCAGGCUGUCUAGACCAAAGCCUGGUUCCCACUGGGCAUUGCUGCUGCCCCAGUUUCGGCCAGUCAGAGAAGCAUCUGUCCCUGGUACAAUUGCUCAAUCCGCAGGAGGGAAAGGAAGCCAAGUUCCUGUUCUCAUUCCUUCCUGCAGAACAAGGAGAAAAAAGCUUUUCUUGGGCAAGAAUCCUUUUUAUUUUUGUUCAGACUCCCCGCUGCGCUGCUGGAUAGGGGAAGAAGAGACAUGGAAAAGCUCAUGCAUCUGAUCUUAUUGGUCUUCUUAUCAGAGCUGUGUGUGGCAGAGAACACCACAGUGGUGUAUGGAAUGGAAGGAGAGACCAUCACCAUCAGCUGCGCCUACAGUCCCAAGGAGAACAAGUGGAGAGAGAAGAGCUGGUGCAAACACGUCAAUAAGACUGAGUGCCAGCACGUGGUCAGCGCCCGCCGCUUCUGGCUCCAGUUCCUGAAGAAGUGGAAUGGCAACACUUCCAUUGCUGACAACAUCCACACAGGGGUCCUCACAGUCACCCUGGAGAGACUCCAGAAACAGGACGCCGGGCUGUACCAGUGCAAGACUGACUUCUUAGGAGAAGCAAGGACCUUGAAGAAGGUGAAAGUGGAGGUGCUGGGAGCAGGUGUAAUGGAGACCCAGGCACCAGACGAGCCCAAGGCUCUGCACAGCAUCUCCAGCCUUCCUGAAGCCCAUUUCAAUGCAUUCGUCUGCAUCAUUACGGUACUCCUGGUUGCUAAAUUCCUGACAGCCUUACUGAUCUUUACCAUCACCAGCCGUCAGAGGAGCGGAGCCAUGAGGGAGGGGAGCCACAACCUGAAUCAACACCAGCGCCUUCCACUCUCAGUACAAGAGAACUGAAAGGAUGAUGCAGGUAACGCUUGGACAGGAUGGGAGGAGGAAGAAAAGGAUGGGC